Messenger RNA from Owenia fusiformis, 1063 nucleotides. The record is from the annotation of a GenBank genome assembly. Lineage: Eukaryota; Metazoa; Annelida; Polychaeta; Sabellida; Oweniidae.
AGAAAUUAUCAUUUUAAACAUUCAUUUAUCACAAAACUCCUUAGACAACAAACAUAAAAGAUGAAGCUAGUCAUUUUAAUUUCGUUAAUUUUUAGUUUUUCAAAAUGUUACAACUCUGUAGUUGUAUACUCAGGAGUAGAUCAACAGACCCAAGCGGUAACGAAUCGGCUGCAAAGAAUCAUGAGUAAUCCAGGAAUAAACACAGAGAGUAAACGUUAUCUUGAGGCUGCAUUAGGGAAUAUAAACAAUGGAGUAGUAACUGCUUUAGAAAGGAACAUGGCCCACCCAACUGAACACCCCAAUGGAGCAAGAGGUCGACGUAGUGUUCCAUUGCAUGCGACUGAAUGCUGUUGUAAGGUUGCUGUCCCUCCCCUUCGUACUCAAAAACAUCGUACAGUCACCAGAUGGCGUGAUGCAUACAGGCGUGUUCGAGACGGCAGUUCAAAAUGUGGUUUCUGGGGAUGGAAGCGGUGCACUAGAUGGCGCAAUGAACAUUAUCGUAUCUCCUACAGCCAUACUGAACCAUAUUUUGUCUACACUCCUCGUUCAUGCCCAAGGGACAAAGAAGUCUGUUGCAGAGGGUUCAUGCCUCAUAAAAGAUGCUGUACAAAUGUUCUAGAAAUGAUUCGGCUGUUGGAUUUAUUUGAGAGUCAGCGUGCACAAUUCGAGAACAAUAUGAAGAAGUUCUUGGUAUCUCAUGGCCACAAUCCUAAUGGGCAAUGCCCUAAAUCAUGUGGACCUUAACUACCUUAGGCUCAUACAAUUAAUUGUCUGUUUAGCUUACCAAAUCACCUGAUCUGAAAUAAUCUGAAUUCUUCCACAACUCAAACCUUCUCUGUAAACUUUUUUGCAUAACCAGAUCAUCUGAAACUUUUCUCCUAACAAUGUUAGUUUUUUAAUUAUUCUCCCAUUUUUGCUGCAAAAUAUAAAAAUCCUGGUCAGCAGGUCUUUUCCAAUAAUAAUUCUUGCUAAACAGACAAUUAACAGUCGUGGCCCUAAAGAUAUAUUAGCCAUGUACACAUACAAUAUAUAGCAGUAAGGACUCUUAGCGACAUUCUUAAAU